UGAUUUCCUUUCUCAAACCAUAGCGCAAACAUUUCAGUGUUAUCUUCUCUUCUCUUUUCUAGUUUUCUUGCUAGAAACACCUCCCAAAAUGAACCAGGAUAAGGAAAACUUGACUGGUAUGCAAGAAACCAGCAAGCGUUCCAUCUCCAUGAAACGCAAGAAGCUUUUCCUUUCUCUCUUUGCGUCUCUGCUCAUAGUUGCCACUAUAAUUGCCAUUGUCACCGGCGUAAACUCAAACAAGAAAGAUAACACUUCACAAUCUCAUGCCAUACUCAAAUCCUCCUGUAGUAGCACAAGAUUCCCUGAGUUGUGCUUCUCAGCUGUGGCCUCUGUUCCUGGAGCCACGGCUAACUUGGCUAGCCAAAAAGAUGUCAUUGAAUUAUCCAUAAACCUUACUACAACAGCUGUUCAACACAAUUUCUUCACUGUUGAAAAACUAAUAGCCACAAGAAAGCUUACCAAAAGAGAAAAAACAGCUCUCCAUGAUUGUUUGGAAACGAUAGACGAGACUCUUGACGAGUUACAUAAAGCUGCCGAGGAUCUUGAAGAAUACCCUAACAAGAAAUCACUGUCGCAACAUGCAGAUGAUCUUAAAACCCUACUGAGUUCUGCUAUAACUAAUCAAGAAACUUGCUUAGACGGUUUCUCUCAUGACGAAGCUGAUAAGCGUAUAAGAGAAGCUUUAUUAGAUGGUCAAGUUCAUGUCGAGAAAAUGUGUAGCAAUGCUUUGGCAAUGAUAAAGAACAUGACCGAUACUGAUAUUGCUGAUGAGCUUAAAUUAGCUGCAACUACAAACAGGAAGCUUAAGGAGGAGGGAAAAAAUCAAGAAAGCGGCUGGCCGGAGUGGUUGUCGGCAGGUGACCGGAGAUUGUUGCAGUCGUCGUCGGUGACUCCUGAUGUGGUGGUGGCAGCUGAUGGAAGUGGGAAAUAUAAGAAAAUUCAAGAUGCAGUUAACGCUGCUCCUUCAAAAAGUAGUAAAAGGUACAUUAUUAGAAUAAAAGCAGGCGUUUAUAGGGAAAAUGUGGAAGUCCCAAAGAGUAAGACCAAUAUAAUGUUUCUGGGAGAUGGAAGAAAAACAACAAUUAUUACAGCAAGUAGAAAUGUUGCUGAUGGCAGCACCACCUUCAACUCUGCCACAGUUGCUGCUGUGGGACAAGGAUUUUUAGCAAAGGACAUUACAUUCGAAAAUACGGCUGGACCAUCAAAGCACCAAGCAGUAGCACUUAGAGUUGGUUCAGAUCUUUCAGCUUUCUACCAAUGCGAUAUGCUAGCCUAUCAAGACACUCUCUAUGUCCACUCCAAUCGUCAAUUUUUCAUAAACUGCCUAGUUGCAGGCACAGUUGAUUUCAUUUUUGGCAACGCAGCUGCUGUUCUCCAAGAUUGUGAUAUCCAUGCUCGAAAACCUAAUUCAGGCCAAAAAAAUAUGGUGACAGCCCAAGGCAGGACUGACCCAAAUCAAAACACAGGAAUUGUUAUUCAAAAGAGUAGAAUUGGUGCCACUUCUGAUCUAAAACCUGUGCAGAGUAGUUUCCCAACUUAUCUUGGCAGGCCAUGGAAAGAAUAUUCAAGAACUGUUAUAAUGCAAUCAACAAUUUCUGAUGUGAUACAUCCUGCUGGUUGGCAUUUGUGGACUGGAGAUUUUGCUCUUAAUACAUUGACUUACAGAGAGUAUCAGAAUUCUGGUGCUGGUGCUGGAACAUCUAACAGGGUUACUUGGAAAGGAUAUAAGGUAAUUACAAGUGCAAGUGAAGCUCAAGCAUUUACUCCUGGAAAUUUCAUUGCUGGAAGUAAUUGGUUGCGUGGCACUACUUUCCCUUUCUCUCUUGGUCUAUAAAUGUUUUCUUAGGUUGGGUAAUUAAUAAUUCUAGCUAGCAAGUGUUUGAUAUAUUUGAGUGUUCCUUGCGGCCAUAUUUGUAUGUUUUCUUGAUUAUUAAUCAAUAAGAGCAUGCAAAGAUUUCUGAUUGUU
Molecule: messenger RNA, 1966 nt
Organism: Jatropha curcas
Lineage: Eukaryota; Viridiplantae; Streptophyta; Magnoliopsida; Malpighiales; Euphorbiaceae
Gene: PME2
Product: pectin methylesterase 2
Biological process (GO): cell wall modification
Molecular function (GO): pectinesterase activity; enzyme inhibitor activity
Source: RefSeq, a predicted model, not a curated record